AUGUCUUCCAAUGCAGACCUCACCGAAGAAAUAGAUGCCAUCAACGCAAUCUACGACCCCACCACGGUCACGAUAUCCUCCGUAACGGAGUCCUCCACGACAAUAACUCUCCAAGUCCCGGACCAUUCGCAAAUAUCAUUCCUCGUCCUCUUUGAUACCAAAUACCCAGAAACCUCUCCUAAGGUCGUCGGCACCUCAACGACCGGGUCAUCGCGCGGUACGGGGAAGAAAUGGGUGGACGUGCUCUCCGAGGCAGUGACGCGGGUGUGGACUCCGGGCUGCGUGUGCCUGUAUGAUCUCAUCGUUGAAGCUCAGGAGAGAUUUGGUGAAAUCAGUGGUGCUUCAGAGCAGGAGGUAGACGGUGAGAAGGGAUCACGGCAUACAGAGAAAACUGGAGCUCAGGAGCCUGGCACUUCUUCGGACCAGACACUUCUGUCAUCUUUCGGACUCAAUGCACCGCCGCCGUGGAUUGUAUCCGAGCCUACGACAGAAAAGAAGUCCGUAUUCGUGGCGCGAGUGGCACACGUAGAGUCAAAGGAGGAAGCGGAGAGGUAUCUAGACUAUCUACUCGCUACGGAGAGGAAGAUUGCUGCCGCAACGCAUAACAUUACAGCGUGGCGGAUACGGCAGAAGAAGUCUGAUGGAUCUAGUUCUGUUGUUCAAGACUUCGACGACGAUGGAGAGACCGCAGCGGGAGGAAGGAUGCUACAUCUGAUGCAAUUGAUGGACGUCUGGGAUGUCGUUGUGGUUGUUACGAGAUGGUAUGGGGGAGUAAAGCUGGGGCCAGACAGGUUUCGAAUUAUCAAUGCUGUCGCGAGAGAUGCACUGGUCAAGGGAGGAUUUGAUAAGUCGGCGGCUACAGAAAACCAGAAAAAAGGAAAGAAAAAGGGAAAGAGAUGA
This is a messenger RNA of Ophidiomyces ophidiicola, 900 nucleotides long. RefSeq lists its product as uncharacterized. Lineage: Eukaryota; Fungi; Ascomycota; Eurotiomycetes; Onygenales; Onygenaceae. The record is from RefSeq and is a predicted model, not a curated record. Bases 1 to 900 code for a protein of 299 amino acids. Gene Ontology annotation, biological process: regulation of translational initiation. Gene Ontology annotation, cellular component: cytoplasm. The transcript has a single exon. Gene Ontology annotation, molecular function: protein binding.